Messenger RNA from Diuraphis noxia (Russian wheat aphid), 4038 nucleotides. RefSeq names its product BICD family-like cargo adapter 1. NCBI's taxonomy places the organism in Eukaryota, Metazoa, Arthropoda, Insecta, Hemiptera, Aphididae. The record is from RefSeq and is a predicted model, not a curated record.
GAGGCCGAGGUUUCUUUCUCUCGCCGUGGCCCUCUCCCCUCCGCCGUUGAAGUAGUAUUCGCAGGCGUCACGCGCGGUCGGCGGCCACUUCGAUCAUACCGACGGUGCGCGCAGUGGCGGCAGAUUGUCCGCAGAUCCGCUUUGCAGUGUUUCCCGUUGCAGAUGUAUAUGUUUGUCGUUCCUUACGGACGUCGUUGGACCUAAGUAAACCAAAAGUGCAUCGUCGUUAUUGCAAUAGUGCGGACCGCUGCUCCUCGUCACAUUGUCUGCAGUCACCGUGACUCUGUGGCCAGACCGUCGAGGAGCCAUAGGUACCACCAACAUAGAUGGCCGCCACAUCAGUAGCAACUUGCGUAAAAAAGGAUUUUGGCUGAUGACCACUCACAACCGGUGACGACCAUCACGAUGGCCGCAGCCGUGGCGACCACCACUCCUCCAACGACUGACAAUCGGUGCGUCGGUGGUGGCGAAUCGUCGGUGGCGACCAUGCGACAUCAGACGGUCGUACCGCUGCCGUCAAGUGACAUUCCGGCCCUGACGUCUUCGGGACGGCGGCAGCGGCGGCGGCGGUUAGACGGGAACGACUCGAAUCCACAGGUGUCUCGGAGUUCGACCAGUAGCUGCUCGUCGUCAACGGUGUCGUCAUCGGACGACGACGGGGAUGGCGACAACGACGGUGGCCACUCCGGCAUGGAUGGUGUGGAGGCCGAGUUCGGCGGACGUGGCGUAGUCGGCGUCCAGCCACCACCAGUGGCUGCAAAGCGGCUAAAAGAUCUGCAGCAACACCUGGUCGACCUAGACGACCUGGAACUGCUAGACCGUCAUCUGGCCGUCGAAAGUGCGCCCGGAAACUCACUUCACGAUUCGGCGUUGGAUGGCGGAGCGACCGGUAUGGUGGCCGAAGAGCUCAGGCAAAAGAACAAGGACCUGGUGCUGGCCGCCCGUCUCGGCAAGGCCCUUUUGGCCAAAAACGAUGAACUGUCGCUGAUGAAUGAGCGGCUGGCCGAAGAGUAUGGCGACAAACUGGAGGAGAUCGAACAGGACCGUCAUCGAUUGCGCAGACAGCUGGCGCAAGCCAGAGCCGAGUGUGAGCAACGGUGCCACGAGCUGCAGGCCGAUCUCAAGGACCUGCAGGCGGUGCUCGACAGCCGGGAACGUCAACUGCGAGAGGCGGAUAAACAGAAACGAGCCGUGGUCCGAGAGCUUACUGACCAGAAUGGUAGACUGCAGUCGCACAUCAGAGAGCUUUCCCAAGCAGAAGCAGAGCUCCGGCACAAAUGCCGUCUGCUGGAAGACGCGCAACAGCCGCAACAUGGCAGCGGAAAAUGGACAGGCAUCGGAGGAGUCGGAUCGCCCGCGUCCAUCACCAACGGCGGUUCCACCACCGAUUAUGGGUCGCUAACACCCGACGAUUACCGAAGUCUGGACGUGUUGCGUGAUGAGAUCGAUAUGAAAGCGGCCGAGAAACAACGGCUGCAGAAGAGGAUGGCCGAAUUGCGGGCAGAUCGUGAUCGGUUAGCUGAACUUCUCGAACUCAAGGAUCGCCAGUUGGCCGAGUGCCGGGCCGAGGCAAACCAUUACGAGCACAGAUCAGCCAUGUUGGCCAAGCAGUUGGACGACGCGCUCUGUUCGGGCGGCGCGGGGGACUGGAGAGGGCGAGGCGGGAAAUGCGCCUCGUGCAACAACGCCGGCGGCGCGUUGGCAGCGUCCCGGACGAACGGCUCCGGCGGUACCGAAUCGCAGCCGAUGUCGCUGUUGGCCGAACUGGAACAAGCCGAAGCGGCCAGCACACAGAUGGCCGCUUGUCCUCCGCCACCCAUGGUCGACGUGGACCUGACGGAGCAUCGGCCCAACGACCCCAACGAUUUCGGGACGGACGCCGAGCGGUUAAUGACCCGGCUGUGCGAUGCACUCGAGCGACGGGCAGGCCAAGCGAACGCGGUGUCUCCGGAGUUGUCGGCCAGCACCAGGUACCGACUGCUGAAGCUGAUGGGCUGCAGUGGAGACGGUAGCGCGGCAACUGGUGUCAAGUCCACAGGCGCYGUUGACCUGGCGGAGCUGGUUCGCAACCGAGACGGUCGGGUGGCCGAGCUCACUUGUGAGUUGUCCGUGAGAGAUGCGGAACUGCAGGCAGCCCGCGAGGAACGCGAUCUGGCGGUGCGGGACAAAAUGGACGCGAUGCGAAUUCAAUGCGUCCGGUGUGGUAAUACGGGCAGUGGAGAGGCCGCCGACGCCACUUCCGGGUCUGGUACCGACGAGAAGGACGCGUCAUUGAUCCCGGAACUGCUGAGAAAAGCGUGGGAACAGAGGGACGGGGCGGUAAGGCGGAAAAACGCAGUACAGGUGCAGCUGGCCCGGACUCGAGUKGACGUACUACAGGCUAACGGUCAACUGAUGGAGGCCAUCGGGCAGAAGGUAGAACUCAGCCAACAGUUGGAACAGUGGCAGAUGGACAUGCAAGCUCUUCUUGACGAGCAGAUGCGCAGAAAACUUCUCGCUCCGCCGGCGCAAUCAUCGGCCGCCGGUACUUCCGAAUUUGGUGGUGGAAAUCAACAAAAAAUUUCCAGUGCUGGAGGGUUCCCAUCAAUGUCGGCUUCGAGCUUGGGAAGUCUCGGGUCGUCGGGUCUGAUGAACUCGUUACUGAUGAUUGCCGGUGGCGGAGGAAACGCAAACAGAUGACGCGGCAAAUGAUAUUGUUGAUUUAAGAAACGGUCGUGAGCCGUUCACCUAUAUAGAUAAUAAUAUAAUAUUGUAAUAUAUUUUGUAUAAAAAUGGUAGAACAAAUACGUGUAUUAGUCAUAUCUCACCCAAUUGACGUUUGAAGCGGACAUAUUAUAAGAAAAGGAUUUCAAUAUUAUUAUUUUAUUUUAGAUCUGAUUUACAUUAAUUGGCGACUUACUUUUAUUAGACUUGACGGUGAGAUUUACGAAUUCCCGUUCAGCAACAAAUAACAAUCCCUUUACCGCAUGGAUGUUUUUUUAUGUUUGCUAUACUAAGCAUAGUUUUUAUUUUUUAUUUCCCAGUCCAAGUCAAAUUYACAUGAAUUAUAAACAGUGAGUUAGUGAGUAAAAAUUCUCAAAAAUCGUAAAUAUGUGAGUCAUUUUCUAAAAUUAUUUUGGUCUCUGUUCGUGUCAUAUAGACUCUUUCGGGAACAUUUAUUAGUGAUAUGUACAUAGUGUAUUUGGCGCUUCGUUUCGGUUUGUCGGUUUAUAUAUAUAUUCUAGACUGUAUCGUGUUGUAAAAACUAGUACAAAAUAUUUAUAACAAAAAGUUACCUCACGUGCACACACUCGUUAAUAUGAUAUUAUACCCAUGUUAGGGUGGAGAAGUUUAGGAUUUGUUCAAAAUAUUAGGUACUCACACAAAAGACUAUAUACAUAAUCUAUUACACAUAAUAUUACAAACUGUUAUUUACUACUUUUAAAUUUCAAUUUAAUUAUCACACAAUAAUUUUUUUUUAAAUCAUCGUUAUUUAACUGUCCGUUUUGAUCCUAUGAUUUAUAAACUUCUCUGCCCAAUAUGAUACUUUAAGGGUAGUUAGGUGUAUCAUUUUAUAUAAACGAUAAACUAAUAUUAUACUUAUUGACAAUUGUAUUAUUCGCUAUCGCUACUAUAAGACUAGAAACUACUUAUAUAAAUAUAUAUUAUUCAAUCAUUGUAUUAAGGACAAUCAAUAUUUCAAAUUGUAUCUUAUACUUAAGGUACCUACCUAUAUACCUGUUAUUAUUGUAAGAUAAUAUAGUAUAGUAUUAAGAGCACGUUCACCAUUAUGUAUACAACCAAAUACAGUAUUGUAUAAAGGAAUAACAAAAACCAUAUAAUCAACACAUAUUUCAUGAAUAAAUUUAUGUACUUGUUGUUAUGUACCUAAGUAGAAAUCUACUUAUAAAAAAAAUAAUAAUUUUUCAUACUUUAAAUAAACAUUUUGCAUUUUGUCCACUGUUCCGUAAUAAUAUGUUACAAUGUACGUCGGCAACAGUAUAGCUAUUGUGUAUUUGUGUGUUUUUCUUCAAAAAAACUAUUCUUUAAAGGGAGUAU